GUCUUUACUUCGCAAAAUCAAACACAACACCAUAACACAAAAUAAAAUCACUUUUAUGCGUUUUACGUUCAAUGUAUGUAGUGUAUUUCCAGAGAAACAAUGGUUCACUAGUGCUGUACUCUAAUAGUUUAUAGAUAAUACGGAGAAGCUAACAGGAAGUGAUUAGGAGCUCUAAAUCAGAAUGUAGUGCUUAGUCAAGUUCCUUAAACGAGUUUCUAAAAUUGUAUUAUCGAUCUUUGUCUUUAGUAAAGUGUUAUUUUAUCAAAACCAAAAUGUCAGUGGUAAAAGCAAAAGCGCUAAUGAAAAUGGAACUUAUCCAAGUUGGUGAAUACGAAUACACCAAACAAGACAUGUUAGGUCAUGGAGCUUUCGCAGUGGUGUACAAAGGCAGGAAAAGAAAGAAUCCAUCACAAUCAGUGGCCGUUAAAAUGGUCACGAAAAAGGGUAUUCAAAAGGCGUCAGAGAUUCUCGUCAAAGAAAUCAAAAUACUGCGCGAGCUGACGGCACUGCACCAUCCCAACCUCGUCGCCAUGCACGACUGCAUGGACAGCCCCGCUUAUGUCUACGUCGUCAUGGAGUACUGUAACGGGGGUGACCUGGCGGACUACCUGCAAGCUAACGGGCAUCUCAGCGAGGGUACGCUCCGUAUCUUCCUCCGGCAGCUGGCGGAGGCAAUGCGAGCAAUGCAUACGAAGGGCAUCGUCCAUCGAGAUCUCAAGCCGCAGAACAUACUCCUUACACACAAUGUUAUGCCGCCCCGCACGCCACAUCCUAAUGAAAUUACUCUCAAAAUCGCCGACUUCGGUUUUGCAAGAUUCUUGGAGGAAGGAAACAUGGCCGUUACACUCUGUGGAUCACCAAUGUAUAUGGCACCCGAAGUGAUAAUGUCAUUAAAAUAUGACGCAAAAGCAGAUCUAUGGAGUCUGGGCACGAUCGUGUACCAGUGUGUGACUGGCAAAGCACCAUUCGUAGCGACCACGCCACAAGAACUCAGAGCGAUCUAUGAAAAAAGCGUCGACUUACAACCCAAAUUGCCGUCUGGGACUAGCCCCGAGCUAAGCAAUUUACUCGUUGGUCUACUGCGAAGGAACCCGCGCGAGCGCAUGGCUUUCGAGAUCUUUUUCAACCACCCCUUUCUACAACGACAGCGAAACACGUCUAUCACAAAAACUCAUUCGAGUAACGCAAUUCCCACGUCAUCGAGCCCUCGCGCGCCUGUGUCGGUGCCGGCGCCGGCGCCGCUUCCGGUCGCUCAUCCGAUCAAGAAGCCACAGCCUACGUCCUCUGGUAAUUCCCUUAAAAAUCUCUCUGCAGAAUCUACAUUCCGAAUUAGUAGCAGCUUCACUUUUAAAAAUAAUAAUAAUAAAGCGAUGGCUAAGCUGCGUAAAAAGAUCGCCGAGUCGUCGGACACGACGUGGGCGGGCGCCGAGGACUUCGUGGUGGUGGAGGCGGAGAGCUCGACAGAGUCGCACGGGUCGCACGGGUCGCACGGGUCGCUCGGCUCGCACGGCUCGCGCGGCUCGCACGCGUCGUCCGCGUCCGAGGCGGCGUCACGCCCGCGCUCGCUCGCACUCGCCGCACUACCGGACGCCCCGCCUGUCCCCGCGCCGCUGCCGCCGCGGGUGAGUACUCGCGUCUCUGCUGUACAAGGAGAUUAUAUAAAUAUUCUUCUAAAUGGUGACUUCAACUAUAAGAGGUUGGGCCCUGGCUUUCAGGUACCGUUCACAAUGAGGACUCCGCCUUCGACUCGACGACGAAGUGCGUCUGGAAGUUCCCCACCGCCUUCACUGUGGCAGGUUUCCCCCACCAACAAUAGUCCGUUAAGGAGAUCAGGCUCGUCCCCGCCCGUGCCGCUGGCGCUGAAGGCGAGCGGCGAGGCGUCCCCCAAGCGCGCGCUGCCCGACGCGCUGCUGCGCGGCCUCAAGCUGCAGCACGAGCCGCCCGUCUACAUCCCCAACCUGCAGGAGGAGACCAUCCUGGCGGAGGAGCACAGCAAGGUGUUCUCUCAGCUGAACUUCGUGUUGAUGCUCUCGGAACUGCUGUCCGACUUGGCGCUGUCGUGCGGUGCGCCGCUCGCCGCAUUCAUGGAAAUAUCAGACGAGCGCUGCAGCGAUAGCGUGCGGCUAGGGCUGCUAGUGCAAGCCAUGCAGGCGCUGGCGGCCGGCCUGCGCCUCGCCGCCGCGCACUACCGCCUGCGUACGCUGCAGCCCACCGCGCAGGUGCGGAACGUUGUGUCUCUUAUGAACGGAAAGUACAAGUGGAUUGUCAACGAAUCUAAACGACUACAUGAAUCAGGUGUCACACCUGCUGUGUGUGAUAAAAUCCUUUAUGAACAUGCUAUCGAAUUGUGCCAGAUGGCCGCCAUCGAGGAGCUGUUCGGCGACAUAAAGGAGUGCGAGCGGCGCUACGUGUCGGCGCAGGUGCUGCUGCACUCGCUGGUGCAGCGCCAGCCGCUGCACGACCAUCACCGCACCAUGCUGUCCAAGUAUAGAGACGCAGUGCAAAGGCGGCUCAAUUGCCUCAAGGGGCCGCGAAAAAUUAUGGAUGUGAAGUUAGAGGCUGGGAUCUCAUAAUACUAUAGAGCAUAUUUAUCUAGAAAUAAGUUAAGCAAAACGCAAAAUGAAGUGAUUUUAUUUUGUUUUUAAAUGACUUACAGUGAUAAACUGUUGAAAGUGUAUAAAAAAUAAUAAGUGAAAUAUAUCAAUUGAAAAUAGUCAUCAUUAUGCAACUGUUGUUCAGAAAUGGAAAUGAGAUUUGCAAUAGAUUUGUAAUAGUUAUAUUUUUUAUAUAUAGUAUUGAUUUCUUGCAAACAAUAGACAUGUAGAAACUUCUAUAACAUCUGAUUGUUAGUGUAAAAAGAUUUUAGUACUGCUUUAAGAUACAUUCUAAGUAGACAAUUUUCAUUCUUGUCAUUUCUUCCUACUUUUGCAAUAAAUGGUAACAAUUUUAAACAAAUCAUCUUUUUUUUUUCGCAUAAAAAAAUAUAUGUAUUUAUUUAAACCUGUCUUUUGAUGAUAUAAUAAUGCACAUCAAAUAAUUUAAGGGAAAUUUAGUCGUCCACAUUUUAGAGUUCAAAAUCAUUAAUUAAAAAUGUAAAAAAAAAAAUAUAGGUUAGAUGUAGCAUGAAAAUAUUUCAUGAUUGUAUUAACACUUAUUAUUACUUAUUUGUAGUAUCUUAUGUAAAUUAAAUAUUAUAAAUAUACAACUACCUUACACACUUACAAACCUGAUAUACUGGAGAUCUCAUUAUAUUGACCAAUAACAAUAUGGCAUUUUUAGAUUAAGUACUAUUAUGAUAUUAAGUAUUUUUUUUUUCAAAUAAACAGUAUAAUUUUC
Melitaea cinxia (Glanville fritillary) is the source of this 3336-nucleotide messenger RNA. It is a transcript of the gene Atg1, whose product is annotated as serine/threonine-protein kinase unc-51. The transcript has 16 exons. The record is from RefSeq and is a predicted model, not a curated record. Bases 273 to 2573 code for a protein of 766 amino acids. Gene Ontology annotation, cellular component: cytoplasm; autophagosome. Gene Ontology annotation, biological process: autophagy; autophagosome organization; protein autophosphorylation. NCBI's taxonomy places the organism in Eukaryota, Metazoa, Arthropoda, Insecta, Lepidoptera, Nymphalidae. Gene Ontology annotation, molecular function: ATP binding; protein serine/threonine kinase activity.